Molecule: messenger RNA, 20271 nt
Organism: Porites lobata
Lineage: Eukaryota; Metazoa; Cnidaria; Anthozoa; Scleractinia; Poritidae
Source: the annotation of a GenBank genome assembly
AUGUAUAAGCACAAAUAUCAUAACACAAAAGGGAAGCAUAAAAAAGGUAACAAAAAUGUCUAGAAAAUACUGAAUAAUAAUAUAUUUUCGUAUGUUGUUAUGUUUAAGGAGAUAAAAAGUAGUGUGUGGUGCAGUAAGUACUGUAUGUGCUUUGGUGGUAUCUGAAUUCUUGACUCAAAGGCUUUCUUUUGUUUUACUAAUCUGUUUAAAGUUAGCGUGGUCAUCAUAAUUAAUCGCAUGUUAUAGGAAGAUCAAAAUUACCAAUAAUUUUUCUUUGCAGCAAAAUUUAUAUCAUUUGAUGAAGCUGAGAGUACGUUAAAUGUUGUUUUGUUCUUUUAAGGAACUACAUCAUCAUUUCUUUGACAUAAAUUUUUUGAAUUUUCAUUUCUAACCUGUGUUAACUUGUAUUUUCUUCAUCCUGGUAAACCAUUGGUUUUCUUAAAUGGAGAAAUUAUAAAUUUCAAACUUUAUUUGAAGUUAUUUUUACUAACAUUAAUUUUUAUGUAAUCAAGUGAGAAAAGAUUCUCUGUAAGCACCAAAGACUGCUAUAAGGGCAACUGUGAAAUUGGGAAAUAAUGUAUUUUUUUCAUUAGAACUAAAUUUAUUGCUUACACUGUGUGGUUACAAUGUAUUCCACCAAGAACCAGUACCUUUGAGUUGAAAUGUUACCAUAGACUUUGAAAAUGAAAAGUUACAACUGAAGCUUUAUUUUUCUACAAGUAGCAUUUUGUCAGAGCAAUAAGUAAUAAAAAAAGUAUUUUUGUUUUAAAGCAGACUGAGCUGUUUCUUAUAUAUGUAUUAUAAUAUUAUUUGAAAUACUUGCCAACUCGAAGCCUGUCUAAUCUGUCAUGUUUAAUUGAAAAAUUAAUCCAUUGACCAGUUUUAUCUUGUCAUUUAAGUUUGUCAGUGCUAUACAUUGAUUUUGGCACUGUUCAGCAACUGCAGCACUUGUCACUUUUGUAUAAUUAUACAAUAGUUUCAAAACAAUUGUUGGAAUGUGGCCUGUAGAUUAACUCCAUUUCAUUGACAGCAUAAAAAUGUUUGACUUCAAUGUUGAACUCAAACUGCAUAGGAGGUCAGAAGUGUUGGGAACUCUCCAGUGAUAUCAGUAAAACUUAAGUGACUCCCACUCCAAACAAUGUUGACUUGUGAACGAAAUGGAUGGAAAUGAGUCCUUUUUUGUGCACAACAUUGCUGGGGGGGGGGGAGGGGUUAACGAAGGGAUGGUCCCAAAGCUUAUCAAAACAUUGUUGCAACAUGUAGGCCAGAGCAGAGUCCUUUGUAAAACUUUUUUGAAAGGGUUUUUCCUGUACUAAGUUCUUUUGACCCCCUCAAAUAGAACAGGAUUCGGAACUGAUAAGAAGUCAGUCUCUGAAUCCACAUUUUGUGAAAACCUUUUCUGUGUAUUUUAAUUUGCACUCAUGAUUGUAGUUCAGCAGUCAAAAAAUUACAUCACUGACAGCUCAAAGUUAAUACAGUUGUGUGAAUUAUAUUAUAAUAUUCAAUUUCAAGAAUUGAUUUUUAUUUUGUGCAAAUAGGUGGAUCUGAUGCUGAGUACGAUGAAGAAAGUGAGCUGUUUGAGCAGGAAUGUGAUGUCUUUAUGAAGGAUUUUGUGGCAAAAAUCUUCUUAAUCAAGUAAGUUACUUAGCUUCCGUGUAACUCACAAGGAUAUUUUUUCUGAGUCACCUACAUUGACAUUCCAGCCCAUUGAGCAUGGUGGAUGUUUGUCACAUGAACCUUGUUAAAUGGUCCGAGCUCCAUAUCUAGACUUCUUCUUUAUUGGUCUUUAAUACUUAGCUCCAUAGAGUACUAGAGUGAUGACGUCAUAAAAAUGGAAUUUCUGAAAUUAUGGGAUUUGUCAGGAUAUUCUGAAAGAACAAUGUCCAAGAGGCCUACUUACCAAAAAUGAGCAUUUUGGGGCAAAUUGUCUCUGAGAUGUUAGCCGGUUAUACUCAGAAAACUCCAUACAAACCCUUCUAAUUUUUUUGGGGGUCGACCCAAAAAAAUUUAGAAGGGUUUGUAUGGAGUUUUCUAAGCAUAACUGGACUACGAUCUCAGGGACAAUUUGCCCCGAAAUGUUCAUUUUUGACAAGUACAUUGUAGGCCUCAGAAAUUUCAUUUUUAUGACGUCACACCUUAGUACUCUAUAUCUAGUCUUCUGUAUGUAACUCAUUUCAGUGGUAGAGCAUGUAGAACAGUAGAUCAUUCAGCAGGGUUGUCAGAAGUAGUCGGCUGCUGGAGAAACUCGCCGCCUAGCCUGAGUUCAUGCCCUCUCCUUAUUAUCCCUUUAUGUCUCUCACGGGAAGAGGGCAUGAUACAUUUCUUUGUCGGAUCACAUGUAAAAAUGCCAGAAUCUGGAUUUUUUUCUGAUUGGAUAGGAAACAAUGCGGAUGAUUUGCGCCGUUCCGAUUGGCCAAAAUGACGCCAUCCGUUAGUUGUUGUUGAUUUCAGUCUGCAUUUUUGCUUGCGUAAUAAGCAGUGAAUACACACGCGAGUUCGUUAUGAAAUUUCUGCCCGCUCAGUUUGCUUGAAUUUGAAGAAUGCCUAAAUAGAAGUUUCAUCCAUUGAAAUAUUUACCAUCUCAUCGUAUACCAAAACAGUUGCAGUCAAAACUUCACCGAUCAUUUGAAUGCAAUUUGAUACCGGCUACAAGUUACAGAAGCGACAAACGGGUUCACUUUUCAAAUAAUCAAUUCAUGAAUGGAAUCUUGACCUGGUUUGACUGUAUUUCCUCCUUCAGAAAUCAUGCUUAAUUAUUCUGAGCGAUCUUUCGCUUUCACAACACCUUUCAGUUCGUAAAAUAUGGUGCUUCAGCCUAAUUUUUUUCCACUGCUUUCGGUACAGAACGAAGUCAACAAGCUUUAACCAGUAAGUUCUUUAUUAUUUGUAGCUAUUCAUAAAGGUACGACAGCUCCAGCUAGCAGUAUAUUUCAUCACAAAAACAACACAUUUUUUUUUUUUUUACUUAAGCGCCAUCUGAACACGGACGUAUUUUAAAAAUUUUUUUUCCUAAAACUGAUUUCAAAAGAGACAUUAUUCGCGCCAAAAUUUGAUUCCCGUUUGGUAAACGCUUAUUGGCUAAAAAACAUGACAGGUCAAGCAAACGUUAGAUUAUGUAAAUUAGGGGGCGGUUGACUGCUUGUUAAAUAAAUGUAUCAGGCGUUAUUUUUUUCCCUCUCGAGCCAAAGAAGCAAAAAAAAAAAAAAAAAAAAAAAAAAAAAAAAGACGCCUGAUCUCAGCUUACUCGCCGCCUACUUGGUUAGUAUCGACCGGCUACUCUGCUUGGCAUUUCAUUACAGAUGGUGUUUUUUAAAUAAAAUAUCCCUGGACUGGCCACUUACUUCGACAAGUCAGCUGUCUAGUUCAAAACUUUCUGACAACCCUGAUGCAGGGUAGGUUCAACUCCUGUUGGGAGAACUCAGAUGUUUUUUCUGAUUUGCUUGUGUCCCUGACUAUAAAAAUAAUACCCUAUAAUAACUAAUAUGAUAUUAUGCAAUACAGAAUACUUGAUGGAAAGUUUCUUAAUAAUUUUUUGCUUAACCUUCACUAGACUAAUCAUUUCCUUGGAAAACCACUGAAAAACUGAACUGUUUCUCUGAAUUUAGAAUUAAAGCUGUUAUCAUUUUGUUUGCAGGAGUGAUAUUUCUCAGGAAGAUAAACUGAAGUUUGGAAUACUAAAUCAGGUUUUUCAUUAUCACUUAAAUUUAUAAUAUUUAUUACUCACAGAACAUACUUUUCAAUGUUUUUUUCAUGUUAUUCCCCUGCAAUACAAAUUUACUAAUUUCAUUUUUUUUUUGUUCCUUUGUAGCAUAGUGCUGGGCGUCUUUCAUUUGCUAAGCAUGUUGACAACCAAGUAAGUUUUUAUGUCUGAAGCCCAUUUCCAUACUGAUUGUCACUUUGAUUUCUUGGGUAUUUUAAAACAGUCCAGUGAUCUGAAUGGUCACACCAAUCGGACAUACCGGUACUAGUAGUGAUCAGUGGGGAAGCAAGUGCUAGGUGUAUCUAGGUGCUCUUGUUGUUCUAAAGUUGGAUGGCACCAUUCACUGGAUACAAGUAUAAUAGUGUUAUCCAACUUAUGAAGAACAGGGUCCUGAAGUGUACCUGUUACAUGUUUAAUAGUUAACAAGGAUUAUCGGUUCGUGAAUGGCCUUCCAUGUGGGAGGUUUCAAGUUCAAUUCCCAUGUGUGACUUUGAACUCUUAUUUCGGCUAUUCUCCUUUUUGUGUAGCUUUAAGUAUUUGCCUGUAAAACAGGGCACUGAUGGACAGAGAGAAAAUGGGUGGGGUAAGGUCGGGGGAGGGGUGGGGGGUUGAGCACACUGUCAGCCUCAGUUUUGUCAGUCUAAUGUGUACUGUUAUGAUUUACCGAGUAGACAUAAAAAAGGGACCUUUGCCUUUACUUCAGGCUUCAUAGAAUGAUAGCCUUCAGGGCCCUGUUUUUCAAAAGAUGGACCAUGUUUUCUAGACCCAAAAAAGACCCAUCCAUUUCUCUGGGACAAAUACAUGUAGACUUUCUUGCUGGUCAAGUAAUAAGUCCCCUUCCAACGGGUGAGGGUCCAAGUUAAGUCAUCUCGUAACUAAAAUACUUUUCAGUAAGACAAGCAAGCCAUGGUCCUAAACGAAGAGCAAAAUAAGAGAGCUGAUUUCAUUAGUCAAGAGCUAUUUUCUGUAAGACUGGAGAAAGCUGUCAAUAAUGGCAAAAUCAUGUUGUCAAGUUCGAUUUUUAGAGGAACUUUGCUUUUGUUUAUGACACCGCACCGGUACAUUCCUGAGAAUUUCCUGUCUGGUUUACUAAUGCGCGUCCAAAAUAUUAUCUUUUCCAAACAGAGAGUAUAUUUCAAGAGCGUUCCAGAAACCAUUUUCUUCAGGCUUGUGCAGUACUUUGCAAUUGUCUUAUUUGAGUAAGUAUAUGACAUGGAUUGUACUACAACUUUACAACUAGAAAAUCUUUGAUUGUGCCUCCUAAAAGCCUAGCUUGCUGAGGUCAUCAAAAGAUCCCUCAAAAGUACUUUUUUGUUGAUUAAAUUUCUACUUAGAGUCUCUAACUAAGUAUUUGAGGAUUCCAAAAUGGGAAACAAAAUUUUAAUAGUCAAAAAUGUUAACCGCCUCCACCCCUUACGAAAUUUGGGAUUGGCAUUAUGAGCGGGACACGGGAAUUGGCAAUUUUAUGUAGCGCGAAUCGGGAAGUGUUGUUUUCUAGAGCUGCGAUUUCUUUUUUCGACUGAACACAAACUUUCCACUAUCAACGGCUUUUAGUGUUGUGACUGUGGCUACAGUUUUCAGUAUCCGACUAAUCUGUUUCUAUGUUUUCAUUUGUAACGCUGAGUUAACUGGACCCGCUGUAGACUUUGAGCAGUCUCUCUUUUGCCCGAAAAUCUAUUUGCGAGUGCGAUAUAUAUGUGAGAAUGGAAGCGGCAAAGCCGCGAGCAGCGUGUUGUACGGGCGCCAGUACUGAAAAUUUGUUUCUGAACACUGAAGUGUUUUGGAAUCGGGUUUAGCCGAUGAACAUCCUCGGACUCACGAGACUGAAUGAAAAGUCAGUCUGUAUGACCGAAUUGAAAAAUUCCAUUGGCCCGAACUCUCGUCUAGUAAUAAAAGUAGGGUACCUUCCCAGAGUAUAUAAUCUCUCUGUGUUCUAAAAAAAGGGAGUGGGCAGGCAGGUUUUUACUUAGGGUUAAUUUGUGUUGUAGGAUGAGGAGAAGGGUACGAACUUUAAGGGAAAGUGGAGCCGGGGGGGGGUGGGUGAGGUUGGCGCUUAUUCAUUAGCCUGCGAAAACAGCUGACGGCACGUCCUUAGCGGCCAGAAGCCAGGAGAGACGGCUGUUUUCGCAAGUUAACUGAUUAUUCAAGAAUUUCUAUUUACUGUACAGAUAAAAUAUAUAGGUGCUGUGCUUUACGUAUAGAAAAAAUAGUUGGUCUCACCUUUUUCUUUGCGAUACUGUUUGUAGUUGACUUCUUUUCCUGAAAAAUUAAUUUUUAGGUGAACACGAGCAAAUUUAAAUUAAGUAGACCGUUAGUUUAGCCUCUCUCUCUUCUGAACGAAAAUUGGAAGCAACAUGGCAAAUAUCGAGCGAAGCGAGUAUUUAUAGUAAAACCAGGGCCAAGAGGCUGAAUUGGCUUUUUGGAAAAACAGCUCUUGAAAUUGAACAACUAUCUUGUAUUUUGAUACCGCCGUUACAAAACGCUUUAUGCGCCGAUACUUUGUAGCACGUUUUUCGUGUGUAUUUUUUUUGUUACUGAGUACCUUCCUGCAAACCCGCGUGAGGAUAUCGGGGUUUCCAUUUAAGGCCGGAGGUCGGACGUUUCGUCUGGUUGUUUACCAGGCCAUGUCCGGUACUUUGAUGCCAUUUUGCAUGUGUCCGUUUUUGUUUCUGUUUGUUUGUUUGUUUUUUUUACUUAAGAUUUUUUUACUUAGCCAUGAAGCGUUUGUCUUAGGAAUAUCAACGCUAAAACAAAACGUUAACUGCUAAAACUUUACCCUAAUUAUUCCAAAAUCAAGAAACAAAUCUCCUGUCUCUAAAAUUGUGGAAACAGCAUUUGUGAGAGUUUUAAUCCCAAAAUUUUUGUGGGGAUCACUUAUGCCUUUUUCCGCGCUCGUAGUCUGCCUUACAGCGGAAAAGGGGUUAUGUCUGGUUUGUGACUGGUACUUUAACGAACAAAUUACAUAAAUCGGUUACGUUUGAAAUCUGUCGAAAACCUUUUGAUAUCCUGUAAUUAGCCUGCAGUGCUGGUUAUUUCUUCGUCCAGCGGUAUCGUUAUUCCGUUAUUUCCUGCAAUUGCAAUUUGUACCCAGAGUCUUCUGGCAUUUUCCUCACCAAACAGUAGAGGACUAGGGAGAGUAGAAGGUGCGUUCACCGCGGUCAAACGUCUAAAUUUUUGGUUGUUUUUGUUUUUUUGUUUUAAUUGCUGGAAUUCCAUUGACCAUUAAGUGGAAAUUUGGGCAAAAAUGUUCAGAAUAAUUACUUGACGUACUCUAUUUUCAUUUUUCUAAAAAUCUUGAGUUUCCUUUGCGUUGAAAACGCUUCGAGACCGAGUGAAAUUACGCUGGCAAUUUGCGCCGACAAUAGCACCAUUUUCAGUUUUCAAACAAUUGGAACUAUUUUUAUUAAACUUCAAAAAGUUUAGUAAAUCAACAACGUAUAAGUCAAUUUUUCAACAUUCAACAGUGAAAAUAACCGUAGCUCGAAAAAAAUUUCUUUCAUUUUGAUUUGACCGCUGUUACCAUAUAAUGUAGCUCUUUUUUGUUAUUAAAUUACGUUUUUAUUGAGUUAUACAAAUUGAAAAGUGCCGCAAUAUAAAAGAAAGUAAAGCUCUGUUUUUACUAGAGAAAAGGCAAGGGAAAAAAAUAUUACAAGGAUCAGUUCAUUCCUUAUUCAUAAGAUGGGCAUUUUUGUAUUAAAUCUGCUUGUUCUUACUUACCCCGUUGCUGGUACGAACUCCUACUCUUGUAGCGCUGGUUUCCUAAAAAUAAUACCACAACAGUAAGUUAACCUGCGUCGUUUUAGUAUGAAAACUAGUCAAAUAUUUGAAUAAAUGAGAUGAUGAUAUUGUCCAAAAGCCUACCCCUUAGUCCCACCUUUUGCGGCAAUUUGCCAAACAAAGAUAACUUUUUUGUUCGUCAAUGUAGUGUUGAAUACCCGGUUGACCAAACUCUAGUUUUCAUUUAUUUGAAAGGUGUUACAUCUCUUCCUAUUCUUUAAUUUGUGCCUGCCGUUCAAAUACUUUUUUUUUUCGAAAAAUAUUUCGCCCAGAUGAAGCGUAAAUAUCGGAUGACGGGAUUUUUUGGCAUUGGUAUAAACAUAACGUUGUCUUCCUUUCUAAGUGGCCGAAGAUUCAUUGUCUUACCGCCUCUUUGAGGUCUUUAAGAUGUCCCAAAGGACUUAUUUUAUACUUUCCAAGCCCAUCGUCUUUUAGGUGAAUCUUGUAAUCGUGAAUUAAGUCCGCGGAUGAAUGAGCCUGUUCCAUAUCACUUUUAUCGUCCUCGGAAAUUCUUUGGUUUAACCGAUCGUAAAUAUACAAAUACGACGGCUUUAUCUUCCCCAAGUGGCUCAUUUUAGACAAUGCUUUUGACACACGAAGAAGAUUUAUUCCCGGCUAUAUUAUGUUUUGUACAAACUAUCAACUGCAGAAAAAUACCCAUACAGUUGGUCGUUUAAUUAUUAAUCAGGUUAUCUCUGAAUAAGGACUAUUUUUGAUAACAGUCCUUUGUGAUUUGAGUCUAUAAUCCUUCAAGGAGAUAAUUAGCUUUUCUUUCACUGAUCCUAAUUAGCGAAUAAAUGUAAACUAAAUUCAUUAUUAAUCACAAAAAUAUACUCACGGUCUUUUGAUAAUUACACAGUCAAGGUAUUUGACACAAUUUAUGUAGAAGUUGGGGUAAAUAUACGUCAUUUUAAGAUUUAUAGCAAACCAACACAACGAAAAAGUAAAAGAAGCAAACAUACAAGAAUUAAAAUGCUAUCAGAAAUUCUCUCAAAGGUUUCACUUACCAGGUUCAUGUCCUUUGGUAAAUUUUCCCCGAUUGUUAUCUUAAAAAGAGAAGUAAUGUGUUGUUUGUUUUUUAUUAUUAUUAUUAUUAUCAAUGAUCUUAACAGGCUCUGAUUGUCUUGGAACGCAAGGCGUACAGUAAUAAUUCCAAGUCUCAUUUCAUUUUUCGAAAUCAUAUUGCUGUACUGUAAAAAAAAGUGAAGCAAGUGAAGUAUUUUAUUUUGCAAUUUCAUGUUUUUGCAAGAAUCUCAACUCUAGUUCUGAAAGUUGUCGUUAUCUUCGAUCGAGGUUUGCAGUGAAAAACGUAGAAAAUGUCCCAGCGCGUAGCAAAACAAUUUGAGUAGCUCUGAAAGUCUUAAAAUAUUUAUCGAACACGAAAAGUAGUGAAUACUCACCUUGAGGCCAAAAUAGUCUGCUAAAAAUCUGUAACAAGAGUGAUGAAUAUCUUGAGCGGGAUCGUUUUAAUUUUUUAAGUGUGUUCGGCACCUGGUGUAAUUACACACUGAAAACAAUUUUUACUUUCGCAAAAAUAUAAAUCGUUGGCAAGUACCAUUAAUAAGUAAUGCCGAAAACUUGUCCAUUGUUUGUCAAAGUGAUUUGCAACAAGUAUUUAUAAAACACCAUAUAUUUAUUCACGUCGAUUGGGACGUUUUUUACUUUUGCUAAUUACUAGAAGUACUUGCUUAUCAUGUGCUUACACAAGAAAUCAAACGACACUUAGCUCUUUAAAACUUCAAUUAUAUUUGCUUGUUUUUUUGUUUGUUUGUUUUGAAAACUUCUUGAAUAAAUUUGGAAUAAGAAGGGAUUUGCGUUUUACUCUUCUUCUUCUUCCAAAAUUUCCUUUAGUUAUGUAAGAUAAUUCCUCUGUUACAGAGGCGGCAGGAGAUGGGAUUGGGGUUGUACUUCCCUACGGAUUAAGAAACGAUCUCUCUCUGACCACUCGCUGGAUUUGUCUCUCGUUGGUCCCGAGUUCAAAUCCUCAGUCAUGAUUGUAAAUGGUCAUCUGGUCGCCUCCUGGGGUGUUUAAAUCCUGUUAUGUUAUAUCUGUGUUGUUUUUUUGUGCGAUUUUUUGAGUGGAAUGGUUUUACAAACUAGCCACAGCAGCUAAGUGCACUUCCACUAUAAACAGUUUUUUUAAUUAAAUGCAAUUUAAGGAAUAAAAUGGGCGAGACAAAACUUCGAUCUGGCGCCUUGAAUCUCUGCAUGACCUUUAGACAAUUUGAAAUUUGGAAGUCCUCGGGGCCCAGGGGCAGCUAAUCGUUAAAGAAUAUUCACGAUCGUUACAGUCAAAGUUUACAACUUGAGCGGGAGCGGCUUGGGGCAGUUACUUUUUCCAGACCAGUGACUAGUUCCUACCAGAAGUAUUUUAAGUCCUUGAUUCUAAUUGUUGUUCUCAUGAUUUUCGUCGUGUUAUUUUUAACGAUAGUGUUUUUAUCUAAGGUGUAAUCAAGCUGAUGACUUUGAACCUGCUAAGAUUUUGAUGAACAUGUGUUUUACGUUCUUUCUUGAAGUUAACAAAGGUUUGUCUAUCUUUUUACCUCUGUAUGUAUGUAUAAACGGUAUGCGUUUUGAUCGAUUGACGAUCCCAUACGACAUUUACAAGUAAGCUCUACUUAGAGAAUCAAUAUUCGCAACAGGACGUCCACAACAUUGGACCAACAUGUUGGCUAACUGACAAUCGCUGUGGUUCCUCUUUUUCCAUUUUCUCUUUAUUUUUUUGUCUGUUUAAUUUACGUGGCCAGCGGUAGAUUUUCCUAGACCCAGGACCGCGCGGUCGUUAGCAUGUGUGACAUGUGUUUCCAAUUUUAGGUUGCAUUUGUUAUCUUUACUAAUCGGUUUUCAUUGUACUCACCGGACGUCGCAACACGUGUUUGUAAGUUUCUUUUGUUAGCGUUUUCUGGAUUUGGCGUUUCCAAGUGUUAAGUUUUCCAUUUUACUUUUGUAAUUUUUGUAUCUUCGUCUAGAAACCACGGUUAUCGUGCAGUUGGUACAUGAGUUUGAUACGUAACAUCUUCAUGUAGUUCCAAAUUAAAGGUUAUAUUUUUUGGCGUCUACAAUCGCUGUGUGACAUGCGUGUGCCUAACUAUCCUCCAUACUAAUGUCAUCAGAAACGGAGGCGUCGUGUGACCUGUACUGGGUUACACCCCUCCGGGAGGAGUACUCCCUUAUAUAAGCCAUAUACCGUAAAAUUCCGAAAAUAAGCCCCUCCAUGUAUAAGCCCCUCCAAAUAUAAGCCCCCCUAAACUUGUAACGCAAAAAACCCUCCGUUAAAUCGCCCCUCCAAAUAUAAGCCCCCAGGGGCUUGUACUUGGAAAUUGCCCUCAAAUCAAGAGAGGAUAAAGGGGACAGAGAAGGUAUCCCCCAUACACACCCUAUUCCAUAGGUAAUUCGUCUCGAGUUAUUUUUAAGACCAUAGAUCCCAAGGGGGAUUAGACAACAGCCAAUCACAUAGCGCGAAUGUGUUCAGCGUGGGUGACUCACGCUCAGAGCCACGCGUUCUUCACGAAUUGACGCAAAAAAAAAGGGUGGAAGACGCGGAGAGCGAUAUUGCUAUUUGUUUUGUCGACGAAAACGACUAAAGAGAGAUUUCUGCUAAAGCUGUGUCAGCGAAACAGAAAUUUAAAAAGAAUCGCCCUUCCUCUCUUGUAUAGAGCUAACAGUACAGCAGGGAAAUCCUUAACACACUGAAUAUUCUCUCAGGAUCAUUUAUAAUUUACAGUUUGAAGAGAGCAAUUUCUGGUUUGAUAUUUAUUCUUUUAUUAGUCUUUUAUUAUUCAUCAAAAAUAACACGUGGCGUCCUACUUGCUUUAUUAUACAAACGAUCGGUUUCAAUAGACCGGCGAAAUUUCUCAUUGUAUUAAAGCACUGAGGUUACGACAACUUCACGGGUUGUCAAAGAGUCAAGCGAUUCCCUUUUCCCAGGUGAGCGCCGACUCAUUUCGCUUCAAUAUUCAGAAAUGCUCUCGAUCUCUUUACGUUUUCAUUGCCUGUCGUCAUGCGAAACCUCCACGAAUCAUCCACGCAGCGCGCAAGGUAACUUUAUCCCGAUUCUAAAAAUAACUCGAGACGAAUUACCUAUGGAAUAGGGUGUGUAUCGGGGAUACCUUCUCUGUCCACUCUAUCCUCUUUUGCCUCAAAUACAAAGUAAAACAAAGCAAAAACGGUAAAUUUCCUUUCAACUAUAAGGCUAGCCCAGUCGAUUUUGAAACGCAAAUUUCCCUCCGUAGAUAAGCCCCUUCGAAUACAAGCCCCUCAAAAGGGCCUUUGAAAAAUAUAAGCCCCGGGGCUUAUUUUGGGAAUUUUACGGUAGGUAUGUGUCGCCCCAAAGGGUACGCAAAGGGUACGGAUUUUGAGCCGUUUUGGUGUGAAAAUGGGAAUAGACUUCGCCCGUUUUGGUCUGGAAUCGGGUAUGGUUUUUGAGGGAACUACGGGAGUGUAUGAACGUAUUUACCGUUUCAAUUCCAAAUGAGUAAGAAAGAAAGAGAGACGUGCAAAUACGAAAUGAAUUUUAACUUCAUUGUUGCUGUUCUAGUCUAAGUAAUGAUGACCUUAUUUCUUAGAGGCCAGGUCUGAAAACUGGUGAGAAAAAUGUCCUUUUUUGGUCUGAAAUAGGUCAGGAUUUGGACAACCGGGCGGCACACCCCCACCAAGAAUUCCCAGAAGUAGCCCCGGGGGUUAGGCUAACUGAAAGUGAAACGGUGGGUGAUCAGACCUGUAAAACUAUUAAAAAGGAAGUUUUGUGGUGAAAGAAAACUUCGGGAAAAAAAUCUGCCUGCUAUUUUUCUGCUAUCUGUGGUUCUUUUACAGUAUAAGGGAAAGCUGUAUCCUUUUCAAAGUAGAUUUAGGGGCAAUGAAUCACUGUUGAAAUUUGCUUUGUAAAUGAUAUACAAAAUUUUUCUCAGGUAGUGAAGAGUCGAGCAAACAGUUCAUUGUGCCGUAUUUGAGAGAUCAGCCUAUUUGGUGAGAAUAUAUUUUUUGUAUUUUUCUGUUGAUUUUUUGGUUCCCCUCUUGAAAUACAAUACCAUACUAUCAUGUUGGACCAUUUAUUCAAGCAGACCAACUCUUUUAGAAACGACAGCUUUUAAAAACAAUUACUUGUUUGUAUUGUUGUUAGUCCGUUGCCUCUUUAUCAUAGUUGUUUUUAAUUACCUGGGACGGGUAAAGGUACCUUAUGCAAACAUUGACCUCAACCAGGUAGGCGUCCAGCGCUUUUAGUGAAACAAGGGUUUGGGUGGGGUGCUCAGUCUCGCGGGCUCAUAAAACCUGGCCUCGGUCAUCAAGGAUUUUCUAUGCAAAACCCUCGGGCACUCCCUUAUUUAGCCUAGACCGGUAUGUGCCGCUCAACAGGGUCUUAUUUUCAGGGUCUUGAGUUCAUCGCUAAUAUGAGUUUUAAAUGUAGGAAAUCCCUGCGGUUUUGGAACGCAGCAUUUUUCGAUGCAGUCCACGGCGAAAAAGAACUUCCAGCCAUUCCGAGGUUUGUAGAUUCAGCUAGGUGCUAGCUACUAUUUGUAUGUGCUUACUUUUGAGGGACACGAUCGUUUUGAAAAAGUUUUUGCAACAACAGAAACAUACGAAAAUGCCUCAGUUAGUUAAGGAAUACGGUUUGGCCACACAUAGUGAGGAUCAAAUAGGUUGUAACUUACUCUUGUGUCGCCUCGAGUAAGGGAAUCCAAGUCAGACUUGGAUUCUGGAUCCCACGCCGUGGAUUUCGGAUUCCAGCUAUUGGAUCCGGGAUCUUCGUCAGUGGAGCUUGGGUUCCGGAUUCCAAUCAUAAGUGGGCUUCCUGAUUGCUUGGGCUGUAUUCCGGAUUCCAAAGCCCAGGAUUCCGGAUUCCAUAAGCAAAACUUUCUCGUAUUCCCUUAAGUAGCCUGCGUCGCAGACGCUCUAAACCUUCUGUAUAUAGCGUCUGUGAAUUAGUGCACAAUAUCGUGUUCGAAUCCCGUAGAGUCGCAAAGAAAUAUGUCGGCGUUAUUGACUGGCUAUUUUCUUUCGCAGUUUGUGAUUAGUCCGAUUUGAAUUAAGCGUUGACAGGCCAAACAUGACUCAUAGCUCGUGACCAGAGAGAUUGAGCUCGUGAUAGUGUGAAACGUGACUUUAGAGACCCCUAGAGUAGCUUGAACAACAGAUGUUUUUCUUCCUCUCUUUCUGCGUAAUUUAUACAGUUCGUGGAGUAUUCUACAAUUUGAUUGAGCAAAUUUUUUUUUGCCGCUUUGAGUCUCACCUUUAGCUACAUUUAUAGAAUGUGAAGCUGGUCUGUUUCAUACAUAUUGAGUAAUUAGUUCCUGUAGUUUAUUUUUUGGCAAAUGUUUUCUAAGACGAUUUGAUCACAGAUGCAUAAAUGAUUUUCUUUUACCUCUGAUUAAGCCUUAAGCUUCUUUAUUGCGGCUAAAUAACCUUAGUUUCUUUGGUUUUCAACGAAACGCUUGGACCUGAACAGCUACAUGUGUGCAGUUUUUUUUUUAUCGUGAAUAACGUGAUGAUUUCUUCAUUUGUUUUGACUCUAGAACUGUCGGCUAAAUUACAGAAUACGCAGUAGUACAUCUGCAGCGAUUGGAAGACGCUGGGAAACCAGCCGGCAAAUUUACUAGCAAAUUCUGGCCUUGAAGGAAUUAUCUCAAAGCGUUUUUUUGCUCAGAAGACGGCUCUAAAGUUCGAACUACUCUCUCCUUGUUCACUGUAAACGAUCCUUGCCAACUCCCUUCUGUGAAUUUUGACAUGUCACUGCACCCAACCGUCACGCACACGUAAGAAUUGCGCCAAUCGUGCGGCUCGUAAGAAACUAGCCUGCGAGCAAGCUCUCCUUUUUGGGCGAGUGAAACGAGUCUCGCGAGAACACGCGAGCGAGCGGCGAAGCCGCGAGGGGCAGAGGAAAGGAGAGCUUGCAACCAUCCCUUACAAAUUUUCAUUUGUACUUCGCCCAGACGAAGGGAAAUACCAUUGGCUGAAAAAUGACGUUCCGGAAAUCAAAGUUGAUUGAUAACAGGCCAAGCUGGCACCCGCUUCGACUGUGUGUCAAAUUUGGUUCUCAGGGGGAUCAGAUUGGUACCGAGAACUUGUUUCAGCCCUCAAUGCAGACGGGCUCGUUAGUUGUAACUCUCGCAAAGAGAAUAUUGCGUGCCGAGGAUAAGUCGGACCAAGUUUGUAGUUCUUGUGGAAGGAAAAUGAAAACCCUUCAUCAGUUGUAUUCAUUUGUGUCAAGCGCCUUGUUUAGUUCUGAAAACCGGGAGAGUGAAAGUGAAGAGUGAUUAAAGCGCUGUCUUCCAACAUCGGUUUCUUCGCCCGAUUGAAUUCUACUGGGUAGAAAAAUUCAGAAACGUGUACUUGACAGUGUAGCUGUGUAGCUUGAUCGUAAAGAAGGAAAAGAGAAAGAGUUGGAAGCAACUGGAGUAAACCUUAAGAGAACCAAGUGCAGGAAAACGCUAUUCUCCAGUUCCAGACGGACAAAUAUAUGAUGUUUUUGUUGGUGAUUGCGAUGGGGAGUAGUCUUCUACGCUGCAGUAUGGACGACCUUUCAAAAGUAAACGAAACGAGAAUCAAAGUAGUGAGUUCUUAUCCGAGCGGACACGUUGAAGUUCGAUGUCCCCGUGAAAAAAAAAAACAUAUCAGUGAUAUUAAAAACAUUGCUUUAAUGCUGUUGCGAAAGCGAUUUAUAAAUAAAUAAUUCUACGCGCCCUCGGCUGUCUAAACUUACUUGACAGGCGGUUGUCACUUUUCUAAUCUGCCGCACGUUUGCGGUGACAAUUUUCACGCUUUGCGGAGUCCCGGGGUUUCCGGGGUGGAAAUGAAAAUUUAUGAGAGAUGGUUGCAAGCUCUCCUUUCCUCGGCCCCUCGCUCGCGCGUUCUCGCGAGGCUCGCUUCGCUUGCCCAAAUAGGAGAGCUUGCUCGCAGGCUAGUAAGAAACCCGUAAGAAACCCGCCUAUCAGAAACGCUCACAUAUGUCCUUGCGACUCUGCAGGAUAUUAGAACGAGCUUUUGUGCACUAAUUCGCAGACGGACUAUACAAAGGGUUUAGACGAGUGCGUGGGCCGGCUGCAACGCAGGCUAUCCCUUAAGCUACCGACAAAUGAUCGCAACAGCCCCCAAAAUUGUUGGCCAACAAUGUUGGGUGUUGUUGCGUCCAUGUUGGCAGCGGUGUGCAAACGGAUGCAACAACUCCCAACUACUCUCAACAACAUGCAACGACAUGCAACAGGAUGUUCAAACGGACUCAACAUGUAACAUCCAACAAGGUUGCAUCCGUUUGCACGGAGCUUUACAUGGGGGGACCUGUAUAACGAACGUUAACGACUUGUGAAGUAAAUGGAUAAUAAUUUUUUAAAAAAGCCGCCAGCUACGCAGACUACUAAAUUGCGUGAAAGAAAAAAAUAACCGCUUAAUACAGUAAGAGAACGUUAAAUAACACAACAAGUAACCAAAUACAAAGCGGGCACGGAUGGACAAAGCUGAAAAAGACUGCAUAUGAGGCUUUCGUCAACUGUUCAACCUGUAAAUUUUUUUCUCUUUGUUAUUUGGAACUUUCAAAUCGUUUACAAGGACUUAUUCGGUUGAAAAUACACAAUAGCAAAUAUGACAAUUAUUUGCUUAGAUUUCUUUUGAAAUUCCUGAUAUCAUCGUUAGCUGCCGCCGGUUGGCAUUUUUAUUUUUAUUUUUAUAUUUACAUUUGCUUCUUGUUUACAGUGACUUGUGGCACAGCUGGUCUCCAGAAGAACAAAUGGAGUACGAGGAAUGUGACAAGAACAGCAUGUUUGGCAAAUUAGGGUGCGUGGCAGAGCCCCUCUCUUAGCUUUGCCUACCGCAAUACUUUUCAGUAUUAUUUCUCUCACCCAGUUCCUGUUGCGCCGUGGUUAACCGAUUCUACUUUAAGGCCCACUUGCAACUUUCGAUACAGACCGAGAAAAUGAAGUUAGUAAGAUAUAUAUGUAUCUCCGAGGUUAAUUGGGCGCGCAACCUGAUUUUCAGACGUCCGUCCGAGGUUUGAUCGCGGCCCCUUCCGGAGAGAAGCGAAGGGGCCGCGAUCGAGCCUGAGAUGUCUGAGAAUCAGGGUACUGCGCGCCCAAUUAAGCUCGGAGAUAUGUGUAUCUUACUAACCUCGUUUUCUCGGUCCGUACUGCAAUUUGCAAGUUACAGAUCCUAGAAAUAAGAAUUUGGUCGUACAGUAUAGACCUCAAACUCAUUUGGCUAGUUGGCGAAUGCAGCCGUCUCUCCUCGCUUCCGAGAUAAGACGGCUGCCUUUGACAGUGGCGGAUCUAGACCUUCAGAUAAUUUUAGGGGAGGGGGGUCAUCCAGACCCUGAGAUAUGGGGGGGGCGGUCUCAGAAAAUUUUUUUUCGGCCCCUCGGGCCUCGGUUUGGUGUAAAAAUAAGGAGGGGGCGAACCCCCCGUGCCCCUCUCCUGGAUCCGCCACUGAUUUAACAUGAUACUGAUUUUUUUCGACCCCACUAGCCUUUGUGCUAUAAACACUACCGAGGGUGUUUUAUUAGGUCAAGAGAGCAUAAAGGAGACAGAGAAGGCAUCCUCCAUUCACACCCUAUUCCAUAGGUAAUUCGUCUCGAGUUAUAUUUAAGACCACAGAUCCCAAGGGGGAUUAGACAACAGCCAAUCACAUAGUUGGAAUGUGUUCCGCGUGGAUGACCCGUGCUCAGAGUCACGCGUCCUUCACGAAUUGACGCAGAACAAAAUGGCGGAAGACGCGGAGAGCGAUAUUGCUAUUCGUUUUGUCGACGGAAACGACUAUAGAUAGAUUUCUGCUAAAGCUGUGUCAGCGAAACGGAAAUUUAAAAAGAAUCGCCCUUCCUGGCUUGUUUCUAGCUGAGAGUUUCUAGCGGAGAAGAUGAAAAAGUCAGUACAAGCGAGGAGGAAGCUGUACCGAAGAGGAGAGUGCCAAUGAAAUACAAGAAAAUGUAGAAAGCUCCUAUUCCUAUGAUAGUUCAGCAGAUGAAGCGAAGAGGAAAAAAAGCGCAGGGAAGCCUAAACCUGCGCCUUCGAGCUCGACCGUCACCAAAUCAAGCAAAAAGGCGCCGAAGAAAUCAAAUAAACGGAACAAGAGUCUUUCGGAAGAAGAGAUGGAGCGAUUCCCUUUUCCCAGGUGAGCGCCGACUCAUUUCGCUUCAAUAUUCAGGAAUGCUCUCGAUCUCUUUACGCUUUCAUUGUCUUACGCCCGACAUGUUUUGCACAGCGUUUAGUCAUGCGAAACCUCCACGAAACAUCCGCGUAGCGCGCGAGGUAACUUUAUCCCGAUUCUAAAAAUAACUCGAGACGAAUUACCUAUGAAAUAGGGUGUAUAUGGGGGAUGCCUUCUCUGUCCCCUUUAUCCUCUCUGGAUUGGGUAGAUUGGAAAGUGGUGCUGGGAUGGACGGUAGGGGAAUGAAGAUACAACUGCGAACAUAUUAGAUCAUUAGACUGGAUUGAGUAGGAGUUUUGCGACGAAUUUGAUGUGCCUCAGUAAAUUUACGUCAAUUUAUGUUCUUAUCAGCAACAGUUCGUAGUCGAAUCUGAAGUUUGCUUUACUGCGUGGAGUGUAAUAGAAGGGAUGAAAUUAAUCUUUUUACGCGGGAGAAUCUCAUUAACGUUCGGGAAAAUACAUUAAUGCCAAUGUUGGAUAGCCCUUUGUCUUUAGCGCAUAAGAUAUUGACGCAGGCUAUGACGUCAUCGGCGUUAAUGUAUUUCCCCUCAUGUUAAUGAGAUUCUCCCCUAAAAAGGGGUUCAUUUCAUCCCUACUAUACCACUUCUGCCGUUCAGAGUAAAGCUAAAACUACCUGCAAUAGGGUUCUAGAUUGCGAUCCUUUUGAAGCCUAAGGAUCUCGUUACUAUAAGUUUUGCACUGUCUGCAAAAGUCGGAAAACCGUGAACACUUGAAACAUUGUAGGAAUGUUGAUUGCUUAGUGCCAAUCAGAUUUAAGACCAGGACAGACAUGUAGAUCACAAUGCCACUUACGCUUUAGUUUUCUCACGCCUAAUUUACCUUUUCCUGACAAUACGAUAGCAUUCCAGAACUAUGUCUGGUUUUCACAGUUUUUUAGUUUCACAGUAACAGAUAUCAUUCCAGGGAUCCGUGAUUUUAUAAUCAUGCCACAACUAUCGCAGGUUUUUAUUUGUUUCUUUUUUCCCACUAUCAGCACAUUUCUGAGUAACAUGAAAGCUUUUGGCUUGAGCAAGGACAUCUGCAAAGAAUUCCUUCUGAAAAUGAGCACCAUUGGGGAACUUAAUCAAGGUAGGUUGCCAUAGCAACACGUGUGCUGAAGGGGACCGAUAAAAGGGGUUUUGUCAAGGCAGUCUAGUUCAUUUUGUUAAAAACACAAAAAACAAAAAUUCACUUUCUUAUUUUUUUAUGGAACUUAACGUUAGCAAAACAAUUUCUAGCAAAUGAAAAAAGUCACCACUUCUUGUCAAGAAAAAAUAGAUCAAUUUAGGUUUCUGGGAAACUGCCCACCUACCCCUCCCUUAAGCCAACAUUAACACUUACUGCUCACUUAGAACAAAAUGUUGGCUUAAAGGAGGGGUAGGCGGGCUGUUUCCCAGAAACCUAAUUGAUCCGAAAAAAUAUCUUCCAUGCAUUAUAUCAGACGCUGAACACACCAAAAAGACGUUUUUAAAAACCACAAUUGUAAUCCGUUUUUGUCUUCUUCAGAUUUGUCAAUUUGUGCUUUUUUUGUGUGUUUAUGCUUUCUAUUAACGUUUUAUUUAGGCAGUUAUUUUUAUGUUUCACUCAAUGCUGUGGCAGUUCCCACUUUUUUAAGGUCGAUAAAUUUUUUGGCACAGCUUCUUUAAAGGUUUCUACUUUCUACCUCAUUCAACAGUUUGCAGUCUUUCCUAGGUUCGCUCGAGUUUUCUGAAGUUUGGUCUUUUAUUGAGUUUAAGGGUGGAGCGCGGGGCUGAUAAUCGAGCCUAAAGUAAUGUUGUUUCGUUUUACAGAACAAAUUUUACUUUUGGAGAAAAGUUUGGAUCAAGCAACUGAAGACGAACGGAGGCGGUGACACAACACCUGCCGCCAGUAUUUUCAAUUUCUGUUAACUACGUUAAUUUACACUAGAACUAAGAAGGAAUGUUUUCGGUGGCUAAAGCUGUUAAAAGUAAUCACAAACUGAGUGUUUCUACCCGAACUACUGCACCGAUGAAUAUUACGCUGAAACAUUAUAAGAAAGACCAAUUUAUUCUUCAAAGUAUCUGGAUCGCUUUCUACAAUCCUGAAGUCCUUGGGACAGUGAUGCAAUAUUCGUAAUUGUCUGUAAUUUCUGGGUGCCCUCAUAAAACGGUGCUAUCGUUUGAAAAAUAUCUUGCAGUUCUCCCUCCCCCUUCUACCUUACACAAUGUUGAAACUCGGGACAAAUUUUGGAUAGAGGCGACCGACGUUGUUUUUGGGGUGGGGAAAGGGGGCGGUUUAAAAAGCCCCAGGACUUUAGUCUGUGAUUGUAGUUGAGAUUGAUAGCACCAAAUCAAGCACUCGAUCCUGGGCCUGACAUCGUGCUUUAAAUGUAGAACGUAGCGUAGUGGUCCGGGCUUUCUUCCAGUUUAAACGUAAACAGAUUUCUUUGAUGGCCUUUAAUCCUCAAUAGUUUUAAAAUUUUAUAUAUAAAAAAGAGCUCAAUUGACGAAGUUUGAACUAAAUUAAUGUAUUUGAGAGUUGUACCAACUAUUUUUUAAUAAUUUUAUUCCAUUUAUUUCACUCUUAAAGCAUUUGUAACACAGCUAUGAACGAAACAAAUGUAAAUUAUUUAUUGGUAACAAGCAACUUGCGUAAGUUAUUUAGUUUUGCAGUUGCGACUCAGCAACACCGCAAGAAUUAUUAAAAAG